This is a messenger RNA of Musa acuminata subsp. malaccensis (wild Malaysian banana), 1646 nucleotides long. Its product is annotated as protein trichome birefringence-like 12. Gene Ontology annotation, cellular component: Golgi apparatus. Gene Ontology annotation, molecular function: O-acetyltransferase activity. Lineage: Eukaryota; Viridiplantae; Streptophyta; Magnoliopsida; Zingiberales; Musaceae. The record is from RefSeq and is a predicted model, not a curated record.
AGCACCUGACUCGAGCGCAAUGUGCGCAAAUGGCUCAUCACCUCCACCGGAACACAUCGCCACCGCCCUAUUUCCUUCGUUUCCCCUCGCCGGCGCUCCGCCUCUCCCUCCUCCUUAUCAUCACUCUCGCCCUCCUCUACGCCGCCUCCGUCUUUCUCCUCCACCCUUCCUCUUUCUCUCGACGCCUCCUCCCCCCUCCGCCUCCAUGCGGCGCGGCCGCCGCCGACCUCUCCGCCGGCAGAUGGGCCCGCGACAGCCCGCGGCCCCUCUACGACGGUUCCUGCCCUUUCCACCGCAACGCCUGGAACUGCCUCCGCAACGGACGCGAGGGCAUGGAUUCCAUCAACUCCUGGGUUUGGCUCCCCGACCGCUGUGGUGGGCAGCCGAUCCCACGGAUCGACCCAGCGGCGUUCCUCGGCUCGAUGAGAGGGCGAAAGAUCGGGUUCGUUGGCGAUUCGCUGAACGAGAACUUCUUGGUUGCGUUAUUAUGCACGCUGAGGUCGGCGGAUGGUGGGGCGAAGAAGUGGAAGCGGAAAGGGGCGUGGCGGGGUGGCUACUUCCCCAAGUUUGAUGUUGUCGUGGCUUAUCACCGCGCGGUGCUGCUCGCGAAGUACACGUGGCAGCCUGUGGAUAACUCAGCUCAUCUUGGUCAAGAUGGAGUGAAGGGGACCUAUAAAGUUGAUAUUGAUGUGCCAGCUGAUGACUGGGCUAAUGUCACAAAGUUCUAUGAUGUCCUGAUAUUCAAUACUGGGCAUUGGUGGGGCACUGAUAAAUUCCCAAAUGAGACACCACUUGUUUUUUAUCAGGGAGGAAAACCAUUAGACCCUCCACUUGGAAUCAUAGACGGACUCGAGGUAGUUCUGAAUAGUAUGAUCUCCUACAUUGAAAAAGAAGUCCCUGAAAAGACCCUCAAGUUUUGGCGUACUCAGUCACCGAGGCACUUCUUUGGUGGGGAAUGGGAUCACAAUGGCAGUUGCGUGUUCGGUGAGCCUCUGAAAGAGACCGAGCUCGAUUCAUGGUUUGACACCAAACGUAAGGGAGUCAAUAAGGAAGCAAGGGAAGUAAACUCUCUGAUUCAACAAGCAUUGCUAGGUACAAACAUAAGGUCACUAGACCUGACUCAUAUGAGUGAGUUCAGAGCAGAUGCACAUCCAGCAAUCUGGUUGGGCAAGAAGGACGCUGUGGCAAUCUGGGGCCAGGACUGCAUGCAUUGGUGCCUCCCGGGCCUUCCGGAUACUUGGGUCGAUAUCUUGACUGCCCAGAUCAUAUACAACUUAGAACUGGGCUGACAAACGUGCAGAAGCAAGCAGCAUCUUAUGGGGCAUGCCGAUGUCUUACAGUCACCCAGAAACUAAUCAUCUGAAGUUUGGUCCAUCUGGUUACCAUUUAGUUGCUUGUAUCUUCUUCCUAUAUUUUUUUUGACAAGAUCAUUCAUAAUUUUCUUCCCACAAAAUCAUUCAUAAUCUUCGGAUAGAAAUGUAAUCAUACACUUUUACUUUUAUUCUGUCCCCUUAUUAUGGGGGCAGCGGCUUUAAUGCAAAUCUCGUGGGCCAACAAAUGUUAUUUCUGGGCAAAUUCUAGGCAGCUUUCAAUUGUGUUAACAUUUUUGUUGAUGUCAGAAUCUUAGUAUCUGUCUUUUAGCUUUA